AUGUCUACUUCUACAAAUAUUACUUUUGCUGCCGGAAGAAAAAUUUGUGAAUGUACUAUGUGUCAAUUGAAGAAAGAGUUAGAAGAUAACGAUCGUUCAACGACUGACGGAACCGUUUAUAACCUACCAGAAUAUGAAGCCAACGUAACGCCAUCAGCAAAACAGAAACCUAUUCAAAGAGUGUCCAUAGUAUUUAAAUCUAACCAAAAGCCAAGUGUUAACACCAAGGUGACGUCAGAGGCAAAUCCUCAGUCGCCAAACAGCUCCAAGACAGUUAACAGCCCAAAAAUUUCCGAAUCCAAAGUAACGGAACCAAAAACUGUGUUGGCAACAAAUUUACCUUUAGAAAAUCAAACGCCAAGUGAUGUUACCAAGGUGACGCCAGAGGCAAAUCCUCAGUCGCCAAACAGCUCCAACACAGUUAACAGCCCAAAAAUAUCUGAAUCCAAAGUAACAGAAUCAACAAAUGUGUUGCCAAGAGCUGUAAAUCAAAAAGAACAACCAACAAAAAAUGUGAUAUUACCAUCAAGGAAAUGUUCACAACCAAAGAUAAUAAAUAUUAAGGAAGAUAGAACGAACACUAGACCAUUAAACAAAUAUGCAAAAACAUACGAAUUAGAGAAAUUCGAGAAGAAAUUAUUGAUAAUUAUCAACCAAUAUGAGAUAAUUGGCUACAAGGAACCUCGUUGGGGUACAGAAAAAGAUGUAAGCGCUUUGACAAACACGUUUCCGAAAUUCGGAUUUCAGAUUGAAUUACAUGAAGAAAAAACGGUGUCGGAGGUGUCUACGUUGCUGGGAACGUGUAAGUCUGAUUUAAUUGCUUUACUAAUUGACUCUCAUCCGUGA
Pieris macdunnoughi is the source of this 846-nucleotide messenger RNA. The record is from the annotation of a GenBank genome assembly. Lineage: Eukaryota; Metazoa; Arthropoda; Insecta; Lepidoptera; Pieridae.